AUGUCAGACUCUCAGGGGGUGGCCAUCCCUGCUGGCAGAAGUGUCCUGACCGUCAUGGAAGCUUUGGCAGCCAAAGAAAAAGAAUGGGGUAGCUCCAAGCCUAAUAAAUUCCUUCUUAUCAGUAGUGGGAGCAGCUCUCCCACUGUGGAAGCAAGAGAAUUUAACCAACGAUUCAAAUCUGAAGAUAAGCACAGCAUUUCCUGCAACAAGCUACAAGGAGAAGAUAAUGCUGGAGCAAGGAAAGGGCUGGCAGUCUGGGCCUCAGAACCGCAGUCUAUGGAGGGACACGAGCAGGAAGGCAACAGCAGUAGGGAAGCUCCAAGUUGCGAACUGGACAACAGUCUGACCAACAUCCAGUGGCUAGGCAAGAUGAGCUCAGACGGCCUGAGCCCCUGCAGUGCAAAAACAGGGAUGCAGAAGGAGAACCAGACACCCAAGCAGGAAGCGGCUGUCAAGCAGACUGAGAAAGGUGCUGCGCCUUCCUCCUCCACUGCCUCAUGGCAGGCGUCUUUCACUGAGCGGCCACCGUAUUCCUAUAUGGCCAUGAUCCAGUUUGCCAUCAACAGCACUGAGAAGAAGUGCAUGACGCUGAAAGACAUCUACACUUGGAUCGAGGACCAUUUCCCUUACUUUAAGCAUGUGGCAAAGCCAGGCUGGAAGAACUCCAUACGGCACAAUCUUUCCCUUCAUGACAUGUUUGUACGGGAGACACCUGCCAGCAGCAAAAUCUCCUUCUGGACUAUUCACCCUGAAGCAAAUCGCUACCUUACCCUGGACCAGGUGUUUAAGCAGCAAAAGCGGCGCACUCCGGAUCCGCAGAAGAACCCUGGCGGCACAGGCGGGAACAGAACCGAGCCACAGCCGGCAUGCCGCAAAAUGAAGCCGUUGCUGCCCCGGAUUAAUUCCUAUCUGGUUCCAGUCCAGUUUCCUCUGAGCCAGUCUCUCAUCCUUCAGCCUUCCGCCAAGAUCCCUCUGCUUGUGUCCCAGAGCAUGUCUGAACCUGCACAGAGCAGCAAGCGGGUACGGAUCGCUCCAAAGGUGUUGCCAACUAGUGUGAAGCCAAACCUAACCUUGCCUGAAAUCUCCAUAAAAGGGGAGGUUUAUUGUGGGGAAGAAUCAUCUCCGUCUGCUUCCCACCAGACCACAAAGGAGGAUGCCUGUCAGAUCAACAGAGAAUUGUUCCCUGCAGUCCUGUCUAUAGAAAAGGAAAGGGGCUUUCACCUUUCUGAAGGAGGGGCCCCUCCUUUCCAAACAGCGCUGCCCGUGGAAGAGCCGCCACUGCAGGGUGAUGAAGAGCUAAGCCUGCUGCUCCCGGCGCCUGAAGAGCAGAAGAAGCAGCUCGCAGCCCUCAAGCCGCCAUUCCAGGAGACGCCUGGCACAGAGAGGCAUGCCUUGCACGAGACCGGCACAUCUAGGAGGAAGCAGCUCUUGGCUCUGCCUUGCCCGGAAGAGCCAGUCCUCCUCCUACCAUCCAGCCAUGGUUCAGAGUCCCUCACACUGGAGCACAGUUCUCCCUUUGAACACCCUCCGGGAAAUGUGUCCCAGCUUAAUUGCUCUCAGGGUGUGUGUGGCCGCUUUGAAACUCCAAUUAAGGAGGUGUUUUGCAAGCUGCCAGCUUCUUCCACUCCUUGUAAAAUGCCCACCUCCUCUUCCCUGACACUUACUGAUCCUUGGAGACUGGUGCCCUUCCUCAAGGAAACUAGUACCCAGGGUUUUAGCCCCAGGAGGAGCCCUCCAGUACCGUCACUGUCCCUCCAGGAGGAUUUAGACCUUAGCACUUCCCCGAGACCAUCCAUGUUUGAUUCUCCUCAGCCACUGCUUCUAAAUACAGAAGCCAAUGAUAUGGUCUCGGGACCACUGAUAAGCUCUCCUGCAUCCAGCAAUGAGUCACCUCCACAAGUUCAAGCUUCUGUCCUCCCUGAAAACUGUUCACUCCAAGAUGGCCUGUUCCUGGAUACCAUGAAUGAGAGUUUGAGCAAAAUCCUGCUUGACAUCAGUUUCCCUGGCUUUGAUGAGGACAACCUGGGGACUGAUCUCAGCUGGUAACGGUUCAUUCCUGAUCUGAACUAAUAAAAGGCAGCUCAUAGGUUCUGAUGUCAACCUUGUUAACAAAGGACAGUCUGCUGCACGAACUCCUUAGUUGUGAUACAUAACUAGCGUGUGACCCAUUCAUAGGGUUGGCCACGGGCCACCUAGAGUUCCACUGGAUAUUGCUCUGGACUAGGCAGUGGACUGAGAUUGAACUGAGCCAAAGGGGAGUGUC
Gekko japonicus is the source of this 2263-nucleotide messenger RNA. RefSeq names its product forkhead box M1 (gene FOXM1). The record is from RefSeq and is a predicted model, not a curated record. Gene Ontology annotation, biological process: G2/M transition of mitotic cell cycle; regulation of DNA-templated transcription. The transcript has 7 exons. Bases 1 to 2046 code for a protein of 681 amino acids. Gene Ontology annotation, molecular function: DNA-binding transcription factor activity; sequence-specific DNA binding. Lineage: Eukaryota; Metazoa; Chordata; Lepidosauria; Squamata; Gekkonidae.